This is a messenger RNA of Caenorhabditis angaria, 1585 nucleotides long. NCBI's taxonomy places the organism in Eukaryota, Metazoa, Nematoda, Chromadorea, Rhabditida, Rhabditidae. The record is from the annotation of a GenBank genome assembly.
AUGUCCGAUAAGGUUAGUUUUUGUUAAUUGAGUUAUUUUUCUCUGAAAAUUUUUUUUGCAGAAAAUCUUCAUUUUAUCCGGAGUUCGCACACCAAUUGCCUCAUUCCGUGGAAGUUUUGCCAACUUUGGAGCUGCUGAAUUGGGAGCUGUUGCCGCAAGAGAGGCUGUGAAGAGAUCAGGAGUUGCUCCCGCGGAAAUUGAGGAAGUUAUUGGUGGAUGUGUUUUGGCUGGUGGACUUGGGCAAAAUGUGACAAGACAAAUCACAUUGGGAGCAGGUUGGUCUUUUUGGGGGGAAUUUUUGAAAAGAAAAAUGAGCUAGACUCGAGAAUUCUGAUAGGAAAAAACUAUUUUCUUCCAUAAAUAAAUUUGAAGCGAUUUUUGAACCCUGGUAUCUAAAAUCGUGAUGAUUUAUAGGAAAAAUUAGACCAGGAACAUGAUUCAUAAUCUUUUUUCUAAAAAACUGCAAGAUUGGGCUCAAAUACUUUCUCAGUAAAAUAAUAUUCCACUGCACAUUUUUCUCGAAACUUGAAAAACCUUAGAAAAUCAUUUUCAACCCAAAAAUCAAAUUUUUUUUGUAUUCCAGGACUUCCUGUUGAAACUCAAGCAGUUACAAUCAACAAAGUUUGCUCUUCCUCAAUGAAAGCAUUGGUUCUGGCUGCUGUCGAAAUCAAGGCCGGUUAUCGAAAACGUGUUUUGGUCGUUGGAGCUGAAAAUAUGAGCCAAGUUCCAUUUUAUGUACAAAGAGGUGAAAUUCCAUACGGUGGAUUGAAAAUGGUUGAUGGAAUCGCUAAAGAUGGAUUAGAAGAUGCGAAUGAAAAACAACCAAUGGGAUUGUGUGCGGAGAAAACUGUUAGAGAAUAUGGGAUUACGAGAGAACAACAAGAUGCUUAUGCGAUUGAAAGUUAUAAGAAAGCAGCAAAUGCUUGGAAAAGUGGACAAUUUGCACAAGAAGUUAUUCCAGUUACUGUGAAAGGAGCAAGAAGUGAAGUUGUUGUAACUGAAGAUGAAGAAUAUAAAAAACUUGUUGAAUCAAAAGUAUCAAGUCUUCGCCCAGUUUUUAUUCGUGAUUCAACUGGAACUAUCACAGCUGCAAAUGCUUCUUCAUUAAAUGAUGGAGCUGUUGCUUCAGUUGUUGUUGGAGAAGAUAGUAUUCCAGCUGGAGUUCAACCAUUGGCUGAACUUGUUGCGUUUGCUGAAGCUGGAAGAGAACCAGUUGAUUUUACUGUUGCUCCAGUUAAUGCUGUUCAAACACUUCUUGCUUCAACUGGUCUUCAAGUUACUGAUAUUGCACUUUGGGAACUCAAUGAGGCAUUUUCGGUGACUGCUUUGGCGUUUAUUCAAGAUUUAGGAAUCGAUUCGAAUCUUGUUAAUGUUAAAGGAGGUGCUGUUGCUAUUGGACAUCCACUUGGGUAAGAAAAAUUAUCUAAUUUUUGCCUUUUUCAAGCUAUUUUGUUCAUUUUUCAGAAUGUCUGGAUUAAGAAUCGUCAACUCAUUGAUUUAUUCAUUGGCACCUGGUCAACUUGGAAUUGCAGCAAUUUGUAAUGGUGGAGGAGAAGCCACCGCUGUUUUGAUCAGAAAAUUGUGA